CACUGCAGCCACCGCGUCUAUUAUUUUUUCUUCCGUCGCCGCCGCCGCCACAACAGCGUUCGAUUAUAUUUUACUCGUUCGUCAUCUCGACUAUACUUAAACGCUCGUUGUCGUUAUAAUUAUUUGGUCGAGUCUAUCUCUAACGUCGUUUCCAAUUAUAAAUCUAUUUUUAUUUUAUUUAAUUUAAUUUUYUCACCAACCUUAAUCGUUAUUUUCUUACAUUACGUAUAGUAAUAUUGAUAGUAGGAAUCUUCCAAUCGUCGUAUUAUUAUUUCCACGUCAUGCAUAAAGGACUUGUAUCACCUUUACCACCGCUCUCGUCGUAUAUAAACAGCCUUAUUGGUGGCUAAUUAUUUACUUGAUAACGCAGUGUUGUUAAAGUUUACSUCAAAGUUGAUUCUGUUUUGUUAUUGGUUCAUGAACGUCACAAGGCGCACCAGACAACACUCAGUCAUGCGGUACGCUACGAGUGCGAUGAAUCGUGUUAUAUUGGCAUCAUUCCUUUUAGCCGGUGUGGCGAGGUGUUACGAUUACGAUGAGGUAUUGCGGUUGUCACUCAUGUUCUACGAAGCGCAGAGGUCGGGUCACCUGCCUGCCAGUAACCGCAUCCCGUGGCGGGCCGAUUCUGCGACUACAGACAAAGGGCAAAACGGCGAAGACCUAUCCGGAGGAUAUUAUGACGGUAAAUUUACAAAAACAAUCUCUUGUCCGGACCGACCGGCUCCUUGUGACUGGGAAGCGUACCGGAGCACCAAGCCCAAUCCCCAGGUGCUGUACGGUGCACUGGUCAGUGGACCCGACGAGAACGACAACUACAAGGACUUGCGGGAAGAGUACAUCUACAAUGAGGUGACGUUGGACUACAACGCGGGAUUCCAGUCAGCCGUCGCCGGGCUCAAGCACCUGGAAUUGCAGGCCAGUCGGCACAAGGCCAUACUGAACGCCAACGGUCUGCUGUCCAACGCGACGGACGCGUAAUCGACUCCGGAUCGUCAACCACGUUGGAAUAAUCCGCAUCACCGCAUUUCACUUUUGUUUCAUAAAAUUAAAAUUAAAAAGAAURUACGUGUUUUUUUUGAACCGGAGACGACGACGAGCCCGCCGAUCCCGAUCGAAAGACAUCAACGCUACCGUGCGAUUGCCACCCUUGCUGCAAUUAUCGCGAAGAUAUCCGAAAUAUUGUUAUUACGCACCUACCAAUAAUUAUUAUUUAGGCCAAGUCACAGACAAUAUGCGCAUAGGUACGAUACAGGGGGAGAGCGAAAACGGAUUUUGAUUUGUGUGUGUGUGUUAUAGGUGGCGCGGGAGGGGGGGGUUGUCAAUGUCCGUUUGAUAUCGAUUAUCGUCAUGUCACAGUUUCAACAAAAACAAUAUAAUAUUAAAACAUCUCAUAAAUUAGGGAUGGGUUGAAUUUAAAAUAUUUCAAGCUAACCUAACUCUAAUUCGAACUUUGUUUUUAUCACRUAGUGUUAGAGAUYAAACUGGAACUUUUUGAACAUUCUACAMUUUUAAACUUUAAUCAGAUGACAACAUGAUUUUAGAACAAAUUGGAGAAACUGACAAAUAGCAUACGGAAAAUAAGAAUURUAUAGUAUUCUGCUGUAAUAAUAUUUAUUAUAAUAGGUGUAUCGAUAUAGCACUUGAUUUUUUUCAAACUGUUUGAAAUGUUUUYUGAAGUAAAUAUUGUUUAAUUUCUAGUAUCAAUAAUUUCUAACGAAAUACGAACAGCACGAAUCACCCAAAGUUUAACUGGGAGUUCGAAAGUUUGAUAUGCACUUUCGACCAGUGACGAAACGAACCUAAAAUAACMCAUAAGCAAACAUACAAUUUAUAUACCCACCCACUCAUCCAUUAGUGCUAUUACCCAUAGUACCUAUAACUGAAUAUAUCUAUAAAUUAUAAUAAAUACUAAUACUAAUAGGUACUUAGUUAUGGUUAUUCACUUUCAUAUUUUCACCCACGACCCAUGGCACCCACCCACCCCCAAAUCUUAAAAAAAAUCGAGAAGCAAUCGCUUCUCAAAGACCACGGUCGUUUUUCGCCACUGCUUUCGACCCAUCCCUAACCAUCAUAAUAUUAUUAUUGUUUUCGUAGACGACGACGACGACGGUAUCGGUCGUGUACACUGUACAGUCAACAACUCGAUUUCAUCGAAGGUAUAAUGGUUUGUGGGUUUAUACUUUUAUAUGUCUAUGGUUGUGCAUCGUAAAAAUAAGUACUGUAUACUAAAAUCAUGACAUCGGUCUAUAGUAAUAUGGAACGCAUCGCCAACGUCAAAGUUUCUUAAAUUUAGUAUUCUUGCGAUAGGUAUCGAUGACUUGAUAAUUACGCGGGUG
This is a messenger RNA of Diuraphis noxia (Russian wheat aphid), 2336 nucleotides long. RefSeq lists its product as uncharacterized. The record is from RefSeq and is a predicted model, not a curated record. Lineage: Eukaryota; Metazoa; Arthropoda; Insecta; Hemiptera; Aphididae. Gene Ontology annotation, biological process: carbohydrate metabolic process. Gene Ontology annotation, molecular function: hydrolase activity, hydrolyzing O-glycosyl compounds.